AUGCUGUCUAGGCGGAAUAGAUCUAAAACAGGGUGUAAAAGAUGCAAAGAAAGAAAACGGAAAUGCGAUGAGACUCAUCCUUCAUGCAAUUUCUGUUUAAUACGUGGAUUAUCAUGUGAAUAUGAGAUUAAAAUAUUUGAUAUGACUUCGUUCAGAGUCGACAAACCAAAGAAGAACAAGAACAAAAAUAUAAACAAGACAAUCACAACAGUAGACAUCGAAGUACCGUCAUGUACUACAAUUACUACUACAUCUACAGAUAUUAUCCGUUUACCGACACCAACAGAUUUACAUUUUCCCGAAACGACAUUUUCCCCAACUUUCAACAUCAAUGCUUCAUCACCAUUGAUACUUUAUCUAGAUGAUCAAGGAAUACAAUAUAUUAAAAUUUUUGAACGUUAUGCCAAUUUGGUUUCACUUAGUGAAAAGACAAAUUAUAUCAAGAGUACUUUUCUAACAUUGGCAUUUUCGAAUGAAGCAAUCCUGAAUCUACUAGCAUCAUGGGGAGCUACAUUUCAAGGAGAUGGAGAAGAAGCUGAGAAAUAUUUAAUUCAAUCUAAAGAAUUGGUAAAAUCAAGUCCUAUUGAUCGAUUUGAUUAUUUUACUAGUGUUGCUUAUAAUUUAAUUCAAAUGGCAAUUUAUAUUCACAGAGGAGAUACAAAAAACUGGUAUGAUAUUUUCAAAAAAUGUGAAAAAUUAGUAAGAGAUUAUGGUGGAUUAAAAAAAUUCAUUCAAGAUUUUGGAUUUUCAAAUGAUUGUAAAUUUUUAAUUUCCAAUUUCCAAUUUUAUGAUGUUAUGUCUAGUGAAUCAUUAGCAAAUGGUACUACUUGUACUAUGGAAAAUUACCAUAAUUUAUUUAAAGGACAAAAAUUAUUAGAAGGUGAUUAUGGAUUAGAUCCUUAUCAAGGUUGUUGUCAACCAAUCUAUCUUCUAUUAGGAGAAAUCAUGAAUGUUUACGUUGAAACAAAAAGAGAACGGGAAAAUGUUGUUCAUCAAAAAGAUUCGACAAUUCGUGUCCAGUUUUAUAAACAAGUUGAACAAAAAGUUAACUAUUUAAUCACAAGUAUCAAUAAUUGUCAUCCAAGUUCUAUACCAGAUGAAAACAAUGAUCAAUUGGAAUUAUUUAAACUAUGUUGCAUUGCUGGUAAAAUGUAUGUUCUAUUAUAUAUUAAACAAACCCAACCAAAAUCUAGUGAGAUCCAACUAUUACUACUUGAAUCAAUAGAUAUCAUUGACAAGUUAAUUGAAACCAAAUUGGCAAAAAAUUUAAGUAUGGCAUUGCUAAUCUGUGGAAUCACGGCUGGUAAUAAAUCUGAUAGACAAAAUAUAGAAUCAAAAUUUUCUGUUAUAUAUGAAAGAUACAAACAAGGAAAUUUAAAAAGAAUAUGGGAAAUUGUCAAAGAAUCAUGGAUUAGAAAUCCUUAUGGAAGUAUUUGUAUUGAUUGGUUAGAUAUUUGUCAUGACUUUAACUGGAAAAUUUCCAUGAUAUGA
This is a messenger RNA of Candida tropicalis MYA-3404, 1491 nucleotides long. It is a transcript of the gene UGA33, whose product is annotated as Uga33p. The record is from RefSeq and is a predicted model, not a curated record. Gene Ontology annotation, molecular function: DNA-binding transcription factor activity, RNA polymerase II-specific; transcription cis-regulatory region binding; zinc ion binding. Lineage: Eukaryota; Fungi; Ascomycota; Pichiomycetes; Serinales; Debaryomycetaceae. Gene Ontology annotation, cellular component: nucleus. The coding region runs from base 1 to 1491 and encodes 496 amino acids. The transcript has a single exon. Gene Ontology annotation, biological process: positive regulation of transcription by RNA polymerase II.